AGCUGAUUGGCCCAGUCGUGGAACACCUGACCACAGCUGACCAAUCAAAUUCCUCUCCUGGGAAUUUGGAAUUGGGCCAUUCAGCCAGUUAACAGUGGGAAGCUGAGCAGAGGCAGAGUAGAAGCCCAGUUGGAGUGAGAGCCACAUGCAAGCCAAAAUGAUGGAGGAGCAGAAAAGCUCUGAGUAAGCAGAGAGAGUUGGUCCACAGAGACAAUGGAGCAGCCGCACAGAGAGCAGUGCAGCCAGGAGAACAUGCAGCCCCAGGGGGAGAGAUGGAGAGAGAGAGCAGCCGCCUGAGAGGCUGAUGGCUUCCCUGUUCCUGGCUCCAGCCCCCGUGCAUCCUGCCUGCAUAUCCAUCCCGGUGUUCAAGAAGGCGAGCCCCAAUGGAAAGCUCACCGUCUAUCUGGGAAAGCGGGACUUUGUGGACCACAUCGACCUCGUGGACCCCGUGGAUGGUGUGGUCCUGGUGGAUCCUGAGUAUCUCAAGGAGAGGAGAGUAUAUGUGACAUUGACCUGCGCCUUCCGCUAUGGCCGGGAGGACCUGGAUGUCUUGGGCCUGACCUUUCGCAAGGACCUGUUUGUGGCCAACGUGCAGUCCUUCCCACCGGCCCCCGAGGACAAGAAGCCCCUGACGCGGCUGCAGGAGCGCCUCAUCAAGAAGCUGGGCGAGCAUGCCUACCCCUUCACCUUUGAGAUCCCUCCCAACCUCCCAUGCUCUGUGACAUUGCAGCCGGGGCCUGAAGACACAGGGAAGGCCUGUGGUGUGGACUACGAAGUCAAAGCCUUCUGCGCGGAGAACCUGGAGGAGAAGAUCCACAAGCGGAAUUCUGUGCGCCUGGUCAUCCGGAAGGUUCAGUAUGCCCCAGAGAGGCCUGGCCCCCAGCCCACAGCCGAAACCACCAGGCAGUUCCUUAUGUCAGAUAAGCCCUUGCAUCUGGAGGCCUCCCUGGAUAAAGAGAUCUACUACCACGGAGAACCCAUCAGCGUCAAUGUCCAUGUCACUAACAACACCAACAAGACAGUGAAGAAGAUCAAGAUCUCGGUGCGCCAGUAUGCAGACAUCUGCCUUUUCAACACAGCCCAGUACAAGUGCCCCGUGGCCAUGGAAGAGGCUGAUGACACAGUGGCGCCCAGCUCCACAUUCUGCAAGGUCUACACGCUGACCCCCUUCCUGGCCAACAACCGAGAGAAGCGAGGCCUCGCCCUGGACGGGAAGCUCAAGCAUGAGGACACAAACCUGGCCUCCAGCACCCUGUUGAGGGAAGGAGCCAACCGGGAGAUCCUGGGCAUCAUUGUUUCCUACAAAGUGAAGGUGAAGCUGGUGGUGUCUCGGGGCGGCCUGUUGGGAGAUCUUGCAUCCAGUGAUGUGGCCGUGGAACUGCCCUUCACCCUAAUGCACCCCAAGCCCAAAGAGGAACCCCCACAUCGAGAAGUUACAGAGAACGAGGCGCCGGUAGAUACCAAUCUCAUAGAACUUGACACCAACGAUGACGACAUUGUGUUUGAGGACUUUGCCCGCCAGAGACUGAAGGGUGUGAAGGACGACAAGGAGGAAGAGGAGGAUGGUACCGGCUCUCCACAGCUCAACGACAGAUAGACUGGGGCCGGCCCUCCCUCCGGGCGGCUCCAGGUCCACUCUCACGCACUAGGAUGCUUGUUUGUCUUCUUCCUGUCCUGGUUCCCCCUCCCCUUUGUUCUUCCAGUUUCUUCCAGGGGGCCCAGUGGUCUUCCAGGUCAUGGUGGUGAACCUCUGGCCUCAGGAUUGGCCCACAUCACCAUGCCAGCAGGGCCACAUGCACCACCUUCACCCCCUCACUGAAGUCACCUCUCCAUCCCCCUCUCUUUUCCUGUUGACCCCCAGGAAAGCCACCAUGGCUCUGAAUUUGACUUUGGAUGGGGAGUGGAAACAGGAGAAUGGGGCACGAGGGCUUGGAUGGGUGGGGAUGGGGGCUCAAGACACAUGAGAGGAUGUCUACUGUCGCAGGCGAUUAACACAGUUCUGGCAGCUAAAACAUGACUGCAUUGAAGGCCACCCUCCUCUGGCUGGGAGGGCAGACCUGUGGAUGGAUUCUCCAUGCAGUUGUUUUUGCAGUUUGGACCCACCAAACACCUCUCCCUUUCCUCCCCUGUCUCUGCCCCAUGUUCCUCUGUGACUGACAGUGACAUUGGUGAAGGUUUGUAGACCCCAGGUGUGGAGAAAAGCAAUUGGACUUUCUUACCAGCAGUUACCUAGUCUAAGGCAAAUUGUGUGAGUUAGCUCAAGUUCUACUUCAGUAUCAUCAGGAUGUGAUAGCCCAGCUGUCUUUCAUCUUAUGUGUGUGUCCUGCCCACAGACAUGCAGAGAGAGAGAGAGAGAAGGGACAGUUCUUUAGAAAGCACCAAGCUCCUGAAGAGGUUGCCUGGGAGAUGGGGGCCAGGUGGGAAGAUGAGAGUCUGCUCACUCCCUUCUUUUGUAUACUUAUGAGGGAUCAGGAAUCCUGCAGGAGCAAGAGUGGAGGGCCAGAGGGGCUGGGGCCACCGGUGUCCUCCUGCCCUUGCGGUUCUCCAGGGCUAGGCUGGGCUGGCCCUGCAGGCUAGGAGAGAGCACCUGAGGCCACUGUGCCCACUGGCAAAGGGAAUCCUUCCCCAGAAGGUGGCAGGUCCAUCGACAUGCCCUCACCUAAAAGGAAGGGGGAUUCCUUUGUGUCCCUGGGGAGUUGAUGAUUCCCCCCCACCCAAGAAGUUCCCAGUGUCAUGGGUAUCCAGUACCCACUGGCUGGUGUUGGUGUGAUGGGGAUGUGGGGCAUUUCCAAGGCAAUGGAGCAGGCAGAUGAUGAGGCAGGAAGUGUUAAAAGGUAUCUGUUCUUGUCUGGCCUUUGAUGCCCACUUACUGUGUGACCUUGGGCAAGUUUCUUUUCCUCUCUGGGUCUCAGUUCUUUAGCAGAAAAGCCAAGGGAUUUGACUAGAUGAUCACAAAGGACUCUCCCAGCUCUGCCUCCAAGAAUUUGUGAACAUUAAAGCUUCUGUUCUGGUGGGCGGAGCCAGAGCCACUGACUCCGGUCUGUCUGCCACCGUUGAGGAUUCACUGGGCCCCAGGGAGUGCCUUGGAGAGCUGUUAGCACCACUACCUGUAUCAGCUUCAGCCCUGAGAAGGGUCCUUCUUGGGUCCCUGUGGGUGUUGCCUAAUGUCAAGCCAGCACGCACCACCUGGCCCCAGGGCCCCAGCAGCACCGAAGGCCAGAGCUUGUAUUUGCCGAGGCUUGGGGGAGGGGCUGCGCUAGGACCUUCUCACUCGCUUUGGAUGUCCUGAAGUUGGCCUUAUACCCAAGCAAAUAUAUUGAUUAGCAGGGCAAAGGGAUCUCUUGUUCCCUUCUAUCCUUGUCCCAUAUUUGUGAAAAGGGAGGCAACAAAAUUUUAUUAUACAAGCUGGAUUUCAGUGCUUUACAGUCCAGCCUCUCCUGAGGUGGACUUUAUAACCACUUUCCACGGUGAAAUGACCCAGUUCACACGCCUGGCCCUGCACCCUAGCCCUUCCCUUUUGGAUCUCAUGAAGACGCAACCCUCGGGACCCCUACCCUAGGUCAGAACCAAGUCAGCUCAGGGCAGACAAACUUCUCUGUCCAGUUCGGGGAUCCCAGCUGCAUACAGCCCCUUCCAGAGCUUGCUGGGCAGUUUGCACCUCAUUUGGGCAGGUGUAGAGUUGAUGAAGUUUUGGAACAACGCAUGGUAAGCAUAUGCUCUCCAGGGUCGUCUUCUGGAACCUUUAGGGCUGGUACAUGACCAUUUAGGAUUUGGAGUGAUCACUCACCUACAAAAUGACCUCUUCUAACCUGGUCACACAAAAGCUUUGUCAGGCUGGUUUCUUGACCUCUUUCCACUUGAAUAUCACACUCACCCUUUUGGGUUUAUCCUAGUGCUGAAAUGAAGUUUCUCCAGCUGUAAGAAGCAUCAUGGACCCAUUUAACCUUUUAUUUACUCUUUGGACCCAGGACUACAGAAGGGCAGUAGUCAAGAUCAUUUGAAUUUGGCUUAACCAUCCUUGGCUGACAACUUCUCCACUCUGUGCUGAGCACUGGAGACAGAGUUGGGUUGGUCCCAGCACCUGUCCUUGGAAAGCUUAUGAUCAAGGGAAAGUUACAGGGGGAAGUAACGGGGAAGGCAUUGCAUUCAGGGCUCCAUGGUUGCUGCUAGUCUGUAUAGUGCCUUGAUCUGAAUUAGAAAUGGUGCCCCUUCCAUGUGGAUUCAACCCAUGUUGAAGUGCACAGCUUCUUGAGAGGUCAUAGGCUGGAGUUUAGCCCCACUUGCCCCUGGGCUGGGCACCCUCCUGCACAUCCAUGCGCUGCAGCCCAGUGGGACACUAAAGCUUCUUCCUGAGAGAAAGGCCCAGAUCAUGUUUCCAAGCUUCUGGUUAGCUCCAGAUCCUGCUCCCCCGAGCCACCCAUGCACAACUGAGUCCUUCUCUGCAGGGCUCCUCUCCAUCUGGAGUCAGCCUGUGCAGGUGAGCCCGUGGAGUGAAAUUGGGAGUAAGGGAGCCAAACUGGGCCCCUGGCGCCAGCCCACAGUACUGGCUCUCCCUGUCCACACAUCUGGGGCUUGGGCUGGCCAUGCAGCUCCACACUGGGACUUUCCAGUAGGCCAGGUGGGUGACAUGUAGAUAGUAGUCUGGGCAGGAGGGAAGAGCAUGGCCCGGGGUGAAAGUAUGCAGGCAGAAGGCCAGCGGGGCUUCCUAAGCCUUCCAACCAUGAGAAGAGUUCAGUCCCUGUGGAGAGAAGGACUGAGUUCUUCGGCUGGACUCCACAGACCUCCUCAGUCCCAGAGCCUGGACCAGUGAGAGUGGGCUUGCUUGGGGUGUUGAUUCAGUUGGGGGAGUUGCUGACAAGCUGGUUCCCACAUGGUGCAGUAAAAAGCAAACUGGCCUGGAAGUCCACAAUUCUUCUCUGUUCCGGUUGUCACUACCUAGCUGAGUAGCCUUGAGCAACUCAUUCAACCUCUUGAUCUUGGUUUCCCUAACUGGAAAAUGGGACAGUAAUCCCUUCCCUGCCUGACUCAAGGAAUCUGUGAGGCCCAAAGGAGAUGAAAGUCAGUGGAGAUGAAAAUCAGUGGCGACGAAAGUCAGCUCUGUAAGUUUCCUGCCAUCAUGCAGGAGUAGCCUAGGGUCACACAGGAAGUUUGCUGUGGGCUGAGGCCUCCUCCCACCUGUCUUCAUCUCUUGCCCCCUCUCCCUUAUGCUGAGGUCAACCAGAACGAGAUGCGACCAGUUUGGCUUCGGUUACCCAGCUGAGAGGGAAAUUCAGAUUCUCUUCAGGGAUGCCAUGCCCACAGGCAGUGGUCCCAGCAGCCAAGACAGACAAGACAUGGAGAGUGUCAGUGAUUGGGGGGUGGGGGUGCAUCUUGGAUGCCUUGGCUCUGAUCCCAGGUUAGGAAGAGCCUCCAGCCCCCAGGCCCAGGAGAGGCUGAAACCCCCUCUACCCCAUGAGAGAACCCCAAGCAUGAGGUGGAUCAGAAACUGCCUGCCCCUUCCCUUCAAAUUACAAGGCCCCUCUAGUAUCAACCAGAGCUGCCAAUUGUCACUUCUUGGUGAUGCUUGGGAGAGAUUUGGGUCCAGGGGAAACCCAGGCCUCUUACUCUGAGAGCUGAGCCCCUGCUGACCCAACCCCAGUGGUUUCAGCAGCCCACAAAGGCAGCUUCCCUCCUGCCAGCGACUGGGGCUGGGCAUUCUCCAUCCAUCUCGGAGGGAGGCAUUAGGCCCCAGUCUUAAACACUUAUAGGAUCUCAUGGAUGUAAGCCCAUAUCUGUUCUGAUGUUUUUCUUUUUAACGUCAACAAGGACCAAAACAGACUCCCCCAACCCUCGUGCAUAAGCCUGCAUUGGGCCUAGGACUUUGCUAUCCUGGCCCAGGCAGCUCCAUCACUUUUGUCCUCUCUCCAGGACUGAAAUGGCCUACCUGUGGGGCUGGAUCCCCACCUCUGCCACUCCCCUGUAAGCUCACUGCACAGCUGCUUAAAAGAGAGGCCCAUUGAGGGAGAACAUCCUCCCCCGUCACUCAGUCCCAAGUCUUCACCCCAAAAGGGAAGUCAAGCACAGGUCCCCAGGACCCAUGAUCUAUAGACUCUGACACACUGGUUUUCAAAUCAGGUGCUGUGGAACCCCUGGUGUUCCACAGAGCUUUGUCAGGGGCUGCUAAGGUGGGAAGAUGAGGGUGGAGGCAAAGGAUAGGUCUCCAGCCCUCCCCCCAUUCCUACUUCCACCAGGACAAUGCCGCUUUUAUCUGUCUUGCCUGUUGAAGUUUCACUUUCAAACUUUCUUCUGAAGAAAAACUUCUUCAAACCACUAUUCUGAGGUUUGAUCUUAGACCAGCAAGCACAGGUUCUAUUCUGGCUUUUCAUGUUGGAAUGGCUCUAGCAUUCCAAUGCGAAGUAUCUUUGUAUUGGAACUUGGGUCACAGACCCAGUCCCAAGCACUUGCUUAUUCACACACACACAGACACACACACACACGUACACAUUUGAUGGCCUUGUAGUCCCCACUCCCCCUGAAGCUCUGGCUUCGGUUUGAUUUGGGCAGGGGCCUGGUGCUGUGAGGAUGGGUCUUUGCCCUGAUAUUGGCCCAUGCAGCGUGGGGGACGGUGGAGGAAGCAAAGAGGCCCAACCCCCUCUCAGGACUUGCGUCUGUGCCCCAGUGUGACAUCCCCCUUCCCUGGCCCAGGCCAAUGACAGAGGAGCAAUGUAAUGGGAGGAGAAACUAGUUAGUUUCCUCUUUAGUACAGCCAGGUGGAUGGAAGUCUUGGUUUCAUAAAAGAAAUGCUGAGGGAGGACUUUAUGACACAAGUCCCUCCUAUGAAGGCAAGAUUACAGAGACCUUUUAAGAAGCAAAUUUCCCUUGAGCAAUUCUAAUAAGACUCCAUUCCCAUAUUUAUGGUCAACUGAGUGUGUGGCAACAGGAGGGUGCCUGAAGAGAGGCUGGUUCCCCACCCAUAGCCCCCCAAUUCUCUCCCUGCUGGCCUGCCCCUCUGCCCAAGUCCCUCACCAGGGUUGAUGAAGAGGUGGGCACUUUGGGGACCCAGCCCUUGGCAUAGAAUCCUGCCUGUCCCCGACUCUGGGCAUUUCAGGUGAAAAUGUGAGACUCAGGGUACAGCAAGCCAUGUGGCAUGGGAGAAGUGCCAACUGGUGUCGUCCGUUCAGUGUGAGUGUGCCUCUGGGAACCUGACCUCAGUUUCCCCUUGUGUAAGAUGAUAGUACCAGGCUCUGCCACCUCAGAGGGAUUACUACAAGUGUCUAGAUAAGUGGGUAUGAUGGAGGGGUCACAAACUCAGGAUGUGGUCACAGUCUGCCCUGCAGAUCAGCAGAGCACUCGGUGGGAUGAGCGUAGGAUACACCAUCUUCCCGGGGCACCACUGCUCAGUGUUAGGGUCUAGCCACAGAUUCUGAGGGUUGGUGGGGGCUGCCUCUUCCUUCCCAGUGGGAGCCUGAUUGAGCCUGGAACUGUGUGUGGAUCCUGGGUGUGGGGAGGGACAAGCAACUGGGAUGGGCCUCCAGGUCUGUGGCCCUUUUGUUGAGUGACUCUUUUGUGAUGCCCUUAUUCCUGGAGCACCUGCCAGGUUUAUCUGUUGUACCUAUGGCAUUCCUUAUUAUGUCAGAUAAGUUAUUACAGUUUAUUCAGCUCUAACAGGACAAAUGAACAAAGGGAUCAUAAAUAGGAGACCAUUAAAGGUCUUUUGUGAGA
This is a messenger RNA of Vicugna pacos (alpaca), 7701 nucleotides long. RefSeq names its product arrestin beta 1 (gene ARRB1). Gene Ontology annotation, biological process: signal transduction; negative regulation of Notch signaling pathway; G protein-coupled receptor internalization. The record is from RefSeq and is a predicted model, not a curated record. NCBI's taxonomy places the organism in Eukaryota, Metazoa, Chordata, Mammalia, Artiodactyla, Camelidae. Gene Ontology annotation, molecular function: G protein-coupled receptor binding. Gene Ontology annotation, cellular component: cytoplasm; nucleus; cytosol.